Puccinia triticina is the source of this 174-nucleotide messenger RNA. RefSeq lists its product as uncharacterized. The record is from RefSeq and is a predicted model, not a curated record. Bases 1 to 174 code for a protein of 57 amino acids. The transcript has 2 exons. NCBI's taxonomy places the organism in Eukaryota, Fungi, Basidiomycota, Pucciniomycetes, Pucciniales, Pucciniaceae.
AUGGCCAAUCAUACUCCAUUAUAUGAUGCUUAUCAGAACUCAACUGACAUCAAGCAGAUGAAAGAGCCCGUCAGGACAAGUAGCGCAGAGCAGCGCCACCGGUUCUGGCAUCUUAUCCUCUACAGCCAUGUCCAACAACAGCUUGAUGUCAAGGCAAUCACAGGAACCUACUGA